This is a messenger RNA of Porites lobata, 897 nucleotides long. The record is from the annotation of a GenBank genome assembly. NCBI's taxonomy places the organism in Eukaryota, Metazoa, Cnidaria, Anthozoa, Scleractinia, Poritidae.
AUGUGUAAGGAAAGGUCAUUAGGUGCAUUAUGGGCAAGUGCCUUCACAGUCGAAACGCUGGCCAUUAUCAUUGCAAACGUGUUCUCAAUAACUAUAUUCUGGAAGAGGAGAAUCCAACUAAGACUAUUGUUGAAUCUGUCAGUGGCUGAUUUAAUGUUUGGAGUCGCCAAUUUAUUUGAGCUUGUGGUCAUGAAAAUGAGGAAGCCACUUUUUUUAACGGGCACCUCUUUGUGGGAGGAACAUGUGACAUUUGAAGACAUUUUUGGGUCGGCGUCUAUAUUCUUUCUUGUUCUGGUUUCAUUAGAGAGACUGUUCGCUAUGGCUUGGCCGUUCCGUCUCCGUACUGUAUCGACAAGAAGUUAUUUUAAAGUCAUCGGGGCUUGUUGGCUCUUUGCAGGGCUAGUAGCUCUCCUCGAACAAAUGGUAGUCUUUAAACUCAUAUCUCAUCUGUCAUAUGUUUGGCUUGUUUCAGUAAGCUGUUUCGUUUGUCUCACGUUGAUUACUUGCUCAUAUUCUCUAAUUUGGGUACUUAACAAAAAGGAAGAUCCAAGAUUACCAGCAAACUGUCGUAAACACAACAAGGAACUUGCCAAGACAUUGUUCCUUGUAACACUGCUAUCUCUAAUGGCUUCGCUACCUUUCAUAAUCAUAAAUUUUGGGCGUUUCAUCGUUGAAGAAAACGGUGGUGACAUGCUCACAUUCCUAUGUCACCCCUCCAAGUUCCUUUUAUUAGCAAAUUCAUUGAUUAAUCCUAUAAUUUAUUCUUUUAGAAUGCCUGAGUUUAGAAGAGCUAUAAAUGGAACAAUUUGUCUGGGUGAAAGAUCAAGGUUUCGGAUUUUAAAAGAAUCCGCAACGAACAGCAUCGUGCUGAUCAGUGUUCGCAGUGUCAGUAUUUAA